GGGCACGGGCGCUGUGCGGGGCCGCGGGCGGCGGAGUAUGCGCGGGCCUCGGCGGCCAGCCCCGGCGCACAGCCGCGGCUGGGGCGCGCGGCGCGGGGCGGAAAAGCCUGUUUACACAGACUGCACACCGCCUGGGGAAUAAUGCAGUAAAGGAAGUGAGCCGGCUCGGCCUGACUGCUCCAACUUCCUGCUCUCACACACACCAGAGGAAAAAAAAAAAAAAAAAAAAAAGAGGAGCGAGAGAAAGAAAAAAAAGGGGGAAAAAUCAGGAUCUCAUUACAAGAGCAACAGACCGUCUGCAGACGCCUGUCAGCAUGGAAAGUCGGGGGCUUUCGCCCGGUUCCUCCUAGAAAUUCCCCCGAAGAAGGAUCUUGAAAUCUCCCCCACAUCUGGGUAUGGAGAGUGCAAUCACGCUGUGGCAGUUCCUGUUGCAGUUGCUGCUGGACCAGAAACAUGAGCAUCUGAUUUGCUGGACUUCCAACGAUGGUGAAUUCAAGCUCCUCAAAGCAGAAGAAGUGGCCAAGCUCUGGGGUCUCCGAAAAAACAAAACAAACAUGAACUACGAUAAGCUGAGCAGAGCCCUGCGAUACUAUUAUGACAAGAACAUCAUCAAGAAGGUGAUCGGGCAGAAGUUUGUGUACAAAUUUGUCUCCUUCCCGGAGAUACUGAAAAUGGACCCUCACGCAGUGGAGAUCAGCCGGGAGAGCCUUUUGCUGCAGGACAGCGAGUGCAAGGUGUCCCCCGAGGGCCGCGAGGCGCACAGACACGGCUUGUCCGCCCUCAAGAGCGCGAGCCGCAAUGAGUACAUCCACUCCGGCCUGUACUCGUCCUUCACCAUCAACUCCCUGCAGAACCCACCCGAGUCCUUCAAGGCCAUAAAGACGGAGAAGCUGGAGGAGCAGCCGGAAGACAGCCCUCCUGUGGAAGAAGUCAGGACUGUCAUCAGGUUUGUGACCAACAAAGCCGACAAGCACGUCAGCAGGCCCGUGGUGUCCCUGCCCUCCACGUCUGAGGCCUUCCUGGCCUCGUCCGUCUCCGCCAAGAUCUCCUCUUUAAUGUUGCCAAAUGCUGCCAGCAUUUCAUCCGCCUCGCCCUCCUCAUCUCGGUCCCCAUCCCUGUCCCCCAACUCUCCCCUCCCUGCCGAACACAGAAGCCUCUUCCUGGAGGCUGCCUGCCAUGACUCGGAUUCCCUAGAGCCCUUGAACCUGUCAUCAGGCUCCAAGACCAGGCCUCCAUCUCUUCCCCCAAAGGCCAAAAAACCCAAAGGCUUGGAAAUCUCCGCGCCCCCGCUGGUGCUCUCCAGCACCGAUAUCGGCUCCAUCGCCCUCAACAGCCCGGCCCUUCCCUCGGGAUCCCUCACCCCAGCCUUCUUCACCGCCCAGACACCAAAUGGAUUGCUUCUGACCCCGAGUCCACUACUCUCCAGCAUACAUUUCUGGAGCAGCCUUAGUCCAGUUGCUCCACUGAGUCCUGCCCGGCUGCAAGGGCCAAACACGCUGUUCCAGUUCCCAACACUGCUCAAUGGCCACAUGCCAGUGCCAAUCCCCAGUCUGGACAGAGCUGCUUCUCCAGUCCUGCUUUCCUCCAACUCUCAGAAAUCCUGAUGACAUCUGGCCACAAUUAAAGACUCAUUAACUGAUGAAACAAAUUUGUUCCCAUGGGCUAGUUUACCUGUGUUGUAAGAAGGACGUUGUGAAACCCAUCUGUUAAUUUGGUUUGCACUUUUCACAGCAUGGUCUAGAUUUAUGUUAGCAUUUUAAAAACAUUUUUAUAUUCAAGUAUAUAUGAAAAUCUGUUUUGCAUUAAGUGAAUUUUAAUGUUUUUGUUUUUAUAUCCUCUUAGGUUUUAAGUGUUGAACACUGUUGACAGUGAAGAACUUUUCUUAGUGGUUUUCAGUGUAACAAGGAUGUGAAGAUUUUUUGCUCUUUAAUUCUGCAAAUGCUGAACUGUGCUUAUAUACACUAUAACCAGCUGUGCCUUCCUUUGCAUUUAGUUUUAUGUAAAUGUUUUUAGUAUUAAGAGAAAAUGAAAGACAAAAAUUAGUAUCAAACAGCUCUAGUAGAAUUUCAUUAUUUUUCACAAGUAGGCAAUAUGAAAGCAGAUUCAUAUUAUUUUCUUUUUUGCUUUCAAUUGUAUGAGAAUUGCCUUAGAAUCUCUUUUAAACUGAAAUUCAGUAAAUAUAAUGUCCAAGUAAUGUUUUUAUACGAGAAACUAAGCCAUAUUUAGACAAUAAACUUUCAUAAAAUAAAAUGUUCUAAAGUGCAUUUUUUGAAAAAUGAACUUUGAAAGGCUAGACUUUUAGCUGUUUACAAUCUUUUAGACUCCCCUCAGACAAAAACCUAAGAUGAUGGAAAAGCUACAUCAAGUUCACUCUAUCCAUGUCCCUGGAAUACUUCCUAGGUAAGCAUAUUCUUAUUUCAAAAAAUUAACCUGGUUCUCCCAGUUUUCUAUAAUCAUACCCCUCUGAUGCAUUUAUUGUAUCAUUAUGAGUUACGGUUUCACUAAACCCCUGCACCUAUAAUUACCAUUUGAAAAUCCUAUGCUUUGGAACAGGCUCACAGACUGACCAUGAAUAAAAAGAAACAACUUUUAACACCGGGUACCUUGAUGUGUAUAGGUAUAUCCUUGCUUGUGGAAACUGAGAGGUGUAGAACACACUGCUUUAUGUAUUACUACAUUUAUGGUGAGAAUGAAGGAUAACUGAUAAAAGAAAUAUAAAAUUCUUCAGGAACCUCAUCAUUGUGGAACUGAACUGAUUAUUUAACAAUUUGGAACACUCAGUAAAUUCUUUUGUGUUGCAUAGUGUAGUGUAGAGCAGUGAUAACAGAAACAUUUUCUGUUCCUUCAAAAAAUUAGCAGGCACCACUCUAUAUAUGAAGUUGGAAAGUGCCUGGUGAUUUCAAUUCGAGAUUAAGGUAUUUUUCAUCCUUAUUAACAGAGGCCAAUUUGAAAUGCAGCUAAUUGAUCCUAACCAGGCAUUAAGUGGCAGAGAUUAUGAGAGAGAGUAAAAAAGCCCACAAAAACAAACAUUUCUUGAAUUUUCAAGAAAUCUAAAAUUUUGUUAUGUAACUUAAAAAGCUUGAGAUUUUCAACUGGAACUGAGCAUCUCUGUGUUUGAGGAUGCAUGCCCUUAUUUGGGGGAAAAAAUCCAAAUACUCUAAUAUGCAUCUUUGAAUACAAUGGGCCUAUUUCAAAAUUGUGCAAAUAGCUCCUCCUGUCACUCCCUCACAGACUGAGGAUAAUUCUGUACUAAAAAGAGCCGGUCCAGGGGACUGGUAUUUACCAAACAUGAAAUGUUAGAAGAGGCCUUUAAGAACGCAUCCAAAUAAGAUUUCCAGGUAAGAACAAACUACACAGGAGAAGCUGAGAGUGGUGGAAGGCGACACGGUUCACUGAAAGUAGAACAAUGAUUGGUGCUCAGUCCAGGUCUGUUUCCCCAUGCCUAGUUAACAAAUAACUACUGGUCCAAAACUAGGUUAGGUAGAAAAGCCAAAAAAAAGACCAUUAAAAAAAAGAAAGAAAACGGUUUUGUCAGUUAAGAAAGAGAAUACCUCAAAUGAAAGACUCUUAUAGAGAAACUAAAGUUAGUCAAUGUGCAAAAAUUUCAACCAAAAAUAUUUUAAAUGUAAAUGCUGACUGUAAAUCUGAUUCUUGUAUUCCCUCCCUCCAAAUACUAUGAUUAACAUACACUCUGGUCCCAUUUAUUAGAAAUGGAAAAAUACCAUAAUUUUUGAUGAAUCAAAAAGUCACUAUAACACAAAUAAAGAACUGGAGGAACAGUAUCGCUCUGCCUCAUUCUGCGUGUGCUGGGCUUUUUGUCUUUAAAACUAUUUUAGUCAGAAAAUAGAUUUCAAAGAACAUAUUAAAUAACUUUUUUCCCCUUUUUACAUGUUUGCUUGAUCAGUCUUAAAACGCUAUGGUGAAGUUUUAUAGAACUAUAACCUAAAUGUUGGUCUCUUUGUACACAUCUUUUGUAUGACUGCAAAUCUUCAUCCACUUUCAUAUAUGUAUCAUUUUUACUAUUAUUUUUGUUCAAUAAAUACUUUGUGAUAAAAGGUGUGAAGA
This is a messenger RNA of Camelus dromedarius (Arabian camel), 4065 nucleotides long. It is a transcript of the gene ELK3, whose product is annotated as ETS transcription factor ELK3. The record is from RefSeq and is a predicted model, not a curated record. NCBI's taxonomy places the organism in Eukaryota, Metazoa, Chordata, Mammalia, Artiodactyla, Camelidae. The transcript has 5 exons. Gene Ontology annotation, molecular function: DNA-binding transcription factor activity, RNA polymerase II-specific; sequence-specific DNA binding. Gene Ontology annotation, cellular component: nucleus. The coding region runs from base 396 to 1604 and encodes 402 amino acids. Gene Ontology annotation, biological process: regulation of transcription by RNA polymerase II; cell differentiation.